Messenger RNA from Musa acuminata AAA Group (dessert banana), 1615 nucleotides. RefSeq lists its product as uncharacterized. The record is from RefSeq and is a predicted model, not a curated record. The transcript is spliced from 7 exons. The coding region runs from base 586 to 1239 and encodes 217 amino acids. NCBI's taxonomy places the organism in Eukaryota, Viridiplantae, Streptophyta, Magnoliopsida, Zingiberales, Musaceae.
ACUCAAUGAGAGCUCGUUCUUAACGUUACCCUUCGGGCUACCAGCCCUGUUAUUGGGGAUAGGGAGGGCCCCCACAAGCUCUUUCGCUGCUCAAGGAUUUUUCAGGGGAGAAACUGACUACUCAGUUCCUACCCGCUUAAUUACACGAAGGCUCCACAUGGGACCGACCUAUUUCUAUUCAAUCAUCAGGCUGGUAUCUUUCGGACAAUGAUAUACGUGGGAAAAAAGCCACUUCUAAUUUUUACGACAAAGGGGAAACCGCGCUGCUUCAUGUGAAUACGUUAGUCGUAACUCAAGUUGUAACUCAGGGCGUGAUACGGGUGCUCUGGUCUUCACUCGAGUCGGGACUCGUAUCGCGACGGGAAGCAGCGUCCGGCGAUCAAAGCUUUGGCGUCCGGUGGAUCUGGACCGUCCAAAUAAUAGAGCGACGCUUUUUGAGGUUCCCGCCGCCAGUUGCAGAGCAGCGUUCCCCCCUCUCGUUCUCCUGCUCGCUAGGGCUUCGCCUGAGCCGAUCUGUGGGUAACGACUCCUCUCAUCCUCGAUUUGGAUCUCUAGGGCUUAGAAGACAGACAAAGGCAGGUAGACAUGGCUUCUCAAACUCCUGCUGUUAUUCAAAAUGAAAAUUUGCCCUUCCAUGGAGGCAAAGGUGUUAACGGUGUAAAAGCUGAUAUUUCCAAGCCUGCGAGGGUGGGGCGUCAAGAUCGAAAGGCUCUGAGGGAUCUUUCAAAAACUGGAAAGCCUGCAUUAUCUUGUGCAUCAAAGGCUCCAACAUUGAAAGAUAAAUCUGGAUUACGUGCACCUGAACCUACCAAGGUUGGUUCAAAGAACAAUUAUCUGACAGAAGAGGAGCUAAAGAGAUGUCAAGAAUGGGCCAAAGAGGGAAUUGAGCAGAUCCAUUUCUCAGGAAAUGACUCACAGAAACUUCAACAGGAGAAGGAUGAAGAACGUGUAAAUAAGAAAGUCAAGAAAGUAUUGGCUGCACUACGCGAUUGGACGGACAUGUCUUACAGUUUUGCAAUCCCAUCCAAAGUACAUCAUCUAGAAGUCGCUAGUGACUCUGAAGAUAUUAUAAAGAUGGAACUGGUGCCCGAGGAACUUCCCCGAAGCAUCACCAGGUUCACCAAUUUAGGUGAAGAAGAAUUUGACGAUCUACUCACCAAUCAGGAUUUCCCAUUUCUUGAUCGCACGUUUGAACUCAAGUUAAAAGAGGACUACGGCAGUGAUAUAUCCAGCUUUUAGGGAUGAGAACCUGCUUUAUAUUAAUCUCAGCGUGCCGAGGAGAAAGUCAAAGAAGUGAGGCACAAAGUUCCUUCACUACCAAGAAAAAUAACAUCUUUCGGCAGCAUGAUUAAUUUGGAGAGUAAUGAUUGCUUGUUGCCUAACAAUCGAGUCAAAAAGAUUUCAUGCAUUUAUUGCUUAUGAUCGCGGGCCAUUGACUAUAAUAAUCAUUUGGCCUUUGUAUCAUUAAUUCAGGGGAACAAAAGCUUCAUCAUGCUUGUUUCUACCAUCUCCAUUAGGGUUCACUUCUCAAUACAUAAUGCUCAAAUAGGCAUCAUUAAAUUCAAAUACUUGGCAGAACGAUUCUGAUGGAGUUCGUAAUCCUUGUUAUUUUGUA